Messenger RNA from Zymoseptoria tritici IPO323, 1206 nucleotides. RefSeq lists its product as uncharacterized. NCBI's taxonomy places the organism in Eukaryota, Fungi, Ascomycota, Dothideomycetes, Mycosphaerellales, Mycosphaerellaceae. The transcript has 10 exons. The coding region runs from base 58 to 1176 and encodes 372 amino acids. The record is from RefSeq and is a predicted model, not a curated record.
CUUCAGAACAGCAUCAAUCUACCUCCUACCCACAUACAUUCGUUCAGAUCAAUCAACAUGCGUUCUACUCUCAUCGCUACCGCCUUCGCGGCGCUGUCCGCUGCGGCUCCCACCAAGCGCCAGGCUACCAAGGGCGGUCCCUCCGAUGGUGUGAUCCUCAACUACGCGUUGACUCUUGAGCACUUGGAGAACACAUUCUACAAGGAGGUUCUCCAGAAGUUCACCCUCGCCGACUUCCAGGCCGUCGGUCUCGAUAACGUGUUCUACAAGAACCUCCAGACCAUUUCCAGCGAUGAACAGACCCAUGUCGAGUUCCUGACCACCGCCCUCACUGCCGCCGGCGUGACUCCUGUGGUUGCGAACGAGUACAACUUCGGCCUUACCGAUGUGCCGUCGUUCCUCACACUUGUGAACAUCCUUGAGGGUGUUGGUGUUUCCGCCUACUUGGGUGCUGCCCAAUUCAUCGCCAGCGGAGACUACCUCACCGCUGCCGGUUCCAUCUUGACCGUCGAGGCCCGCCACAGCGCCUACCUCCGCGACUCCAAGCGCCCUCAGCAGCUGUCGCCGUUCCCAAAUCCCUUCGACACUCCGCUGUCGAUCAACGCUGUCUAUACACUCGCAAGCCCAUUUAUCACCAAAAACAACAACCCAAACGCCGAUCUUCCCGUCAUGGCAUACACUGGCCUCUCAUACGCCGGUGCCCCGGCUGCCAUUGGCUCAACCAUCGAGGUUACCUCCGCCAAGGAAGUUUCCGCUACUGAGGCGUACUUCUACUCUGUCACUGGUCCCAUCAAGGCUGGUCUCUCCGGCUCUGGCAGCACGUAUCAGAUUACCAUUCCAGAAGGUACCCCCGCUGGCCAGUCCUACGCUGUCCUCACGAAGGGAGGUCUGCCCACCGAUGAAACGAUCGUUGCCGGGCCCGCGAUCAUUGAGAUCCAGGAUGCUCAGUUCGGCGUGGUGCGCGAUUCGCCUUGCGCUGACUCUGCCCCAUCCUACGGCUCCAACGGCUCCGGCUCCAGCGGCUCCGGCUCUGGCACCAAUGCUCCAUCCUACACUCAGCCUCAGCCAUCCACCACCUCCGGCGGUUCGCAGCCAGUGAACCAAGCCCAGGAUGGCCAAGUAACCGUCACCGACGACUGUGAGGAGACCCACCCAUCUGCUCCCGCCGGUUACUAGACGUCUCUCUUCGGAGAGCGUCCAGCAUAG